AAGAUAGCAGAAACUUCCAGGGAGACUGAUAAUACCAUGACAAUAUUUAUUUGAUUAUUUUUUUUCCUUGAGUAGAUUCAGAACAUCACAGAGUUGUUGGACAGAGGAGAACUUGCCUUCCAGCUAGCAAGAUUAUUUUGGCCUGCCUCCUUGGUUCUGAUUACAUAUCUUCUGUCAUUAUGCAAAUGUCUAAUCUAUUCAUCUGUUAGUGAUCACUGUAGGAGCUGUAUAACUGUAAAUGAUAUGAGCACAGAGUAGUGGUCACAUAAUGACUAUAUGAAUCUAAGUGAAGUAUUGAAUGUAAACUAUGAAUUUAAAUUAAGUAAUAAACAGUUUUUAUUUUUCAGCAGUUCAUAUCCAAGUCCUUUCACAUAAAUCUGAAAUCUUGGAAGUCAUGAGCAACUUCAGCAAAGAAGAAUUUGAGUUGACCUUCCUUGAUGAAGGCUUUACUGCCAAGGAUAUCCUUGACCAAAAAAUAAAUGAAGUGUCAUCUUCUGAUGAUAAAGAUGCCUUCUAUGUUGCUGACCUCGGGGACAUUGUGAAGAAGCACAUGCGGUGGCAUAAGGCCCUUCCUCGGGUGACCCCCUUCUAUGCUGUAAAGUGUAAUGACAGCAGAGCUGUUGUGAAGACACUUGCUGUUCUUGGGGCAGGAUUUGAUUGUGCCAGUAAGACGGAAAUACAGCUGGUACAGAGCAUUGGUGUGCCUCCUGAGCGAAUAAUAUAUGCAAAUCCCUGCAAACAAAUAUCUCAAAUCAAACAUGCUGCCAGCAGUGGUGUGAAGAUGAUGACAUUUGAUAGUGAAGUAGAGCUAAUGAAAGUUGCAAGGGCCCAUCCAAAAGCCAAGUUAGUCUUGCGCAUUACCACUGAUGACUCCAAAGCAGUCUGUCGUCUGAGUGUUAAAUUUGGAGCUACACUUAAGACUAGCAGGCUUCUUCUGGAGCGUGCAAAAGAGCUUGACCUUGCCAUUGUUGGAGUUAGUUUCCAUGUUGGAAGUGGAUGUACAGACCCAGAGACCUUUGUUCAAGCCAUUUCUGAUGCCCGCUGUGUGUUUGAUAUGGGAGCUGAACUUGGCUUCAAUAUGUAUCUGCUUGAUAUUGGUGGUGGCUUCCCUGGCUCUGAAGAUGUCAAGCUUAAAUUUGAAGAGAUCACAAAUGUAAUCAACCCAGCACUGGAUAAAUACUUCCCUUCAGAUUCUGGAAUAAAUAUUAUUGCAGAGCCAGGAAGAUACUAUGUUGCAUCAGCAUUCACGCUGGCAGUCAACAUCAUUGCAAAGAAAAUUGUGUUAAAGGAGCAAACAGGAUCUGAUGACGAAGAUGAUGCAAAUGACAAAACUCUUAUGUACUAUGUGAAUGAUGGGGUCUAUGGAUCAUUCAACUGCAUCUUGUAUGAUCAUGCACAUGUUAAGCCGGUCCUGCAAAAGCGGCCUAAGCCAGAUGACAGCUGCUACUCCUGCAGCAUUUGGGGACCGACCUGUGAUGGCUUAGAUCGGAUUGUUGAGCGGUUUAACAUGCCAGAGCUGCAAGUUGGUGACUGGAUCCUGUUUGAAAACAUGGGUGCCUAUACUGUUGCAGCAGCUUCUACUUUCAAUGGAUUCCAGAGGCCAACAAUACACUAUGUGAUGUCAAGACCAGCAUGGCAACUAAUGCAGCAGAUCAAGGAGCAAGGGUUCCUAGCUGAGGCGGAGGAGCAGGAUGUUUCUAGUCUGCCAGUCUCUUGUGCCUGGGAAAGUGGAAUUGAAUAUCCAGCAACUUGUGCUUCAGCUAGUAUUAAUGUAUAGGUAAUAUUUAGUACCUAAGCGCAAGGUUAGUCAUUGAAUUUAGGGCAUUUGGGGGACUGUUAACUUAAUUCUUGGUAGAAUUUCUAAGUGGUUUUUUUAACAUUUAGGUUUGGCAUAAAUGCAAGAAAAAUGACUAGGAGAUGGGUCACAAUUAUCUGUGUUCCUAUGGAAACUAUUUGAAUAUUGUUUUAUAUGGAUUUUUAUUCACUUUUCAUGUAUGCUACUAAAGACUGACCCUCAACUGUCAAACAAGUAUUUGUAGCUUGUGUAUGGCAGAACGGGCUAAGCUUAGUGCUUUGUGACCUACCUGUUUUAAAAUAAAGUAUAUUGAAAUAA
Molecule: messenger RNA, 2113 nt
Organism: Sturnus vulgaris (Common starling)
Lineage: Eukaryota; Metazoa; Chordata; Aves; Passeriformes; Sturnidae
Gene: ODC1
Product: ornithine decarboxylase 1
Cellular component (GO): cytoplasm
Molecular function (GO): ornithine decarboxylase activity
Source: RefSeq, a predicted model, not a curated record